This is a messenger RNA of Nicotiana attenuata, 1446 nucleotides long. Its product is annotated as protein FAR1-RELATED SEQUENCE 4-like. NCBI's taxonomy places the organism in Eukaryota, Viridiplantae, Streptophyta, Magnoliopsida, Solanales, Solanaceae. Gene Ontology annotation, molecular function: zinc ion binding; nucleic acid binding. The transcript is spliced from 5 exons. The record is from RefSeq and is a predicted model, not a curated record. The coding region runs from base 1 to 1446 and encodes 481 amino acids.
AUGGAAAUUAGGAACGAUGGUGUUCGUGUAUACAUGGAGACGAAAAAGGAAAAUAAAAACUUAGGAUCAUAUCCGCUAUGUAUUACUGUUCGCGAUUUCAAUAUGGAAUUCAGUAUCACCAAUGAGAACACAGUUGCAGGUUCGUCUGGAAUAAUAAAUUUAAUUGAUAUACCAACAUCUCCCGUUAUAGAGGAAUAUGAAAGUAUAAUAAUAACUGAUAGUACACCAAGUUCUAUUGAAGUAGGACAAGUAUACCAAGACAAGGAAACAAUUGCAACUGCAAUGAAGCACUAUUCUGUCAUGCACAAGUUUCAAUUCAGGGUUAAAAGAUCUAGUUCUAGAAGCAAAUUGCCUAGUUAUUUGUAUAAUCUAGAGAAGACUUAUCCGGGGUCUGUAGUUAAAUUGAAGAAGACAGACGAUGACUGCUUCUUGUAUGUAUUUGUUGCGAUUUGUGCGUCAAUCAGUUGUUGGGAAUAUUGUAGCCCAGUUGAAGUAGUUGAUGGGACAUUUUUAAAGUCAGCAUACAGGGGAAUAAUGCUAACAGCCAGUACAAUGGAUGCAGCAGGUACCAUAUUACCAUUGUCAUAUGCUGUUGUUGAUUCAGAGAAUGACACAUCAUGGAAGUGGUUUUUUGAGCAAUUCAAACUCGCGUAUGGUGAAAGACCAAAUAUGUGUGUUGUUUCGGAUCAGAAUGAGAGUAUCUUGAAGGCAACAUCUAUUGUUUAUCCCAGCAUGCCAUAUUAUUCUUGCAUGUGGCAUAUUUGGACAAAUAUAUGGGCAAAGUUCAAGAAGGGACAUCUUAAGUUAAGUGAAUUAUACUUUGCCACGACACGGUCAUACACACUUGAUGAAUUUAAUGAAAGGAUGUCAAAGAUUGAGGAGAUUGACCCCCGUGUUAAAGCAUACUUAUACGAUAUUGGCUAUCAUAGAUGGUCCCGAGUACAUGCUACGGUGAACAGAACUUGGACUAUGACAUCAAACAUUGCAGAGUCGUUGAAUGCUGUGAGGGCUUCAACAGACUACAUCCAUACAGUACUAGAUGGUGUGAGGCGCUAUAUUAUUUAUCUUGAAAACAAGAAAUGUAGUUGUGGGCAAUUCCAGCUUGAUGAACUACCUUGUCCACAUGCUUUGGCUGCUUUAAGACACAGGGAUGAGUCUUUUGAACAAUAUUGUUCUCCUUGUUACACAAGGGCGAACCUCUUGCGUACGUAUGAAAUACCAGUUAAUCCCUUGCCUGAUAAAAGCAAAUGGAAUGUGCCACAACAUAUAACCGAAGAAGUAGUAAAUCCACCUAAAGGAGGGAAAAGGCAACCAGGAAGACCUCAAAAAGAAAGAUACAAAACAUAUGAUGAAAUAAAUUCAAAGAAGUACAAAGUUUCAUGCGACAACUGCGGAGGAGAAGGGCAUAACAAAAGAUCUUGCAAGAAUGCACCCAAAAAGAAAUAA